AUGGCGGAAGAUCAUCUCAAGGAUCUCUCAGCGGUGAUCGAAAAGCGUAUCAGGCUGUUCGAGGAGUUCCAAGCGAAGCAGCUCGCGGAGAUUCAGUCUCGGCCACACGAUCCGAUCAAGGUUACCAUGGGAGAUGUUGGGAGCGUGAAAGAAGGGAAGAGAUGGGAGACGACUCCAACCGAAAUCGCGUGGAAAAUCUCUGAGGAAUUGGCAAAUGAGGAGGAAUUGGCAAAUGAGGAGGAAUUGGCAAACUCAGCCCUGAUUUCUUCGGUAAACGGUGUCCUGUGGGACAUGAAUAGGCCACUGGAAGCUGAUUGUUCCCUUGAGUUUUUCAGUUUCGACAGCGACAAAGGCCGUGAUACUUUCUGGCGUUCUAGCGCUCACAUUCUCGCCCAGGUUCUCGACCAGGAGUAUGGUUGCAAGCUGUGCAUUGGACCCUGCAAAGCUAGAGAUGAGAGAUUCUUCUAUGAUGCAUUCUAUGGCCAUCUGGGCUUAAACGAGCAACACUUUCCUGACACUGAAGCAGAGGCUUCUCCAGAAGGACAUCCAUUUGAAAGAAUUGAAGUGACCAGGGGUCAGGCACUUGAGAUGUUUUCUGUUGAUAAUUCUUUUAAGGUUAAUGCUGCUGACCUCCUCACCGAGGACAAAUAUACUGUCUACAGGUGUGGCCCUUUGGUUGAUCUGUGUAGUGGACCACAUAUACCAAAUACUUCCUUUGUGAAAGCUUUCAAGUGUUUGAAUUUUCUUUCGGUGCUAUUAGGCCAACAUCUCCAACUUUUCUUUUGUCACCCACUCAGCCCUGGGAGUUGGUUCUUCGAGAAACAUGGCACUCGCGUAUAUAACAAGCUGAUGCAUUUCAUCGGGAAGGAAUAUCGGAAUAGGGGAUACGAAGAGGUCAUUUCACCAAAUAUUUACAGCAUGGAACUCUGGGAAAAAUCCGGACAUGCCGCAUACUACAAGGAAAAUAUGUUCACGUUUGAUAUUGAUAAAAAAAAGUUCGGGCUCAAACCUAUGAACUGCCCUGGUCACUGCUUGGUGUUCGAAAACAGGACUCACUCGUAUAAAGAUUUACCCAUCAGACUGGCCGACUUUGGAGUCUUACAUCGAAAUGAGGCAAGUGGAGCCCUUAGUGACUUGACCUGUGUCAGACGGUUCCAGCAGGAUGAUGCACACAUAUUCUGUACAAAGGAUCAGGUUAGUGGAGAACUGAAACGUGCAUUGGAAUUCGUUGACUAUGUUUACACAAAAUUUGGGUUUACCUAUGAGCUAAAGCUCUCAACGAGACCAGAGAAGUACCUUGGAGACUUAACAACAUGGGAUGAAGCUGAAAGAGACCUUGAAGAAGCGCUAGAAGAUUUUGGAAAGCCAUUCCUUGUGAACAGAGGAGCCGGGGCAUUUUAUGGUCCGAAGAUAGACAUAACAGUAUCUGAUGCAGUGAAAACCUACGUCCAGUGUGCUACUUUACAACUUGAUUUUCAACUUCCUGCCCUCUUCAAACUGAAGUACACAACUAUGGUUGAAGGGAAGUGGGAUACACCUGUGAUGAUACAUAGAGCAGUGUUGGGAUCUGUUGAGCGUAUGUUUGCCAUAUUGUUGGAGCAUUACAAAGGAAAAUGGCCCUUCUGGCUUAGUCCGCGCCAGGCCAUAGUCUACUCGCUGUCAAAGGAUUAUAAUGAAUACGCUGAAAAGGUCAGCGAACAAAUUCACCAAGCUGGGUACUAUGUUGACGUUGACAUAACAGACAGAAACAUCAGCAAGAAGGUGCGAGAAGCUCAGGUUGCGCAGUACAACUACAUACUGGUUGUGGGUGCUGAAGAGACUACAACGGGACAUGUGACUGUUCUGAGAAGAAUCGAAGACCGUUCAAAGUUGUCCGUGAUGAGCGUCGAGAAUCUGCUGGAUGAAUUCAAACUCGAGACGGCCAAGUUUGUCUGAGAACCAAAGUAGGAGGGAAACCAGCGCCGGUUAAAACCCAUUACAAUUGUAUGAAAACAAACUUCAGAGUUCAUUUUCAUUUGAGAAAAAAAUUGUGUGUUUUUUUUACAGUUUUUAAAAAUAUUUACUGUCUUUAGUUGGAUUAUGUUCUUUUUUUUUUGAACGGCAGUUGGAUUAUAUUCUAGAAUGCCAGAUUCCUACCCUAAUUUUCGGUCUCGAAACGUUUUUCAUAAACCCAA
This is a messenger RNA of Eruca vesicaria subsp. sativa (arugula), 2174 nucleotides long. NCBI's taxonomy places the organism in Eukaryota, Viridiplantae, Streptophyta, Magnoliopsida, Brassicales, Brassicaceae. The record is from the annotation of a GenBank genome assembly.